AAUCACCUUCCUUACUCAUCCAUUGGCCUUGUUGGUUUUGUGACCCCCAUGCCACGCUCAGGAUUCGCCAGGCUUGAUUGGAAGACGAGCCGUUUAACCGUAGCUGCUCUGGCUUACUAAUGGGGAUGUUGGAGCUCUCGUGGAUUCAUGGGGGACACUGGGGCAAGCAUACAGGGCGACGCUGACUGAGCGCUAGGGGAAUGGCAGAGCUGGCAACUCAUCCUGCAAAUUACCACUAUGAAGCUCAUCAUCGUCGGCGCGACUGGUUUCGUUGGCAAAGAGAUUCUGUCUCAAGCAUCGAAGCAUCCGAAAAUCACCAGCAUAGUCACAGUCUCGCGCAGUGCGAUCGCGGCUCCCGAAGGCGUGGCGGCGGGCAAGUUCGAGAGCGUCGUCGUGAGCGACUACGACCAGUACACCGAAGAGGCGAAGAAAGCGUUUGCCGGGGCCAACGGAUGCAUCUGGACCGUGGGCCUCACGCCUCCCAAGUACAUGGCACUCGGCCCGGAGGAGGGCAAGCGCGUGUCUUACACAGCGACGCUGGCUGGGUUGCAGGCGAUCGCGGACUCGUCCCCCGCCAAGCCGUUCCGGUUCUGCUACAUGAGCGGCGACGCGGCCGUCCGCGACCAAAGUGCCAAGCUUGAAGGCGAGCUCGCUGGGUUCCGCCUCAUGCGCGGCGACGUCGAGAAUGACGUCCUCGCAUUUGCGGCUAAGCACGCAGGCUUCGAGGCGGCCUCAGUUCGACCGGGACUGAUCACUGAGCGCGCGAAACUCGAGGCGUCGCGCGAGUUUGCGAAGGGCCAUGGCUGGCCGACUAUUGUUCUCGAGGACUGCGUCAGCGCGAUGUUGCACAUGGUCGUCAAUGGAUUUGAGAAGGAUCCGGUGUCGAAUGACGAACUGACGGCUCUUGCGGGGCGAAUCUAGGCGGUGUGGUACAAGCUCGCAUUUGUAAUACAAAGACACAAACAAUUCUAUGAUUUGAGCUCAAACGUUCGUGUUGUCAUGAGCUCCCCAGGCAGAUCUCAGAUUUCGACCAUUCAUACCCUGAGGGAACACAAUUCCAGCCAGCCAAUUCUUUCUCGUUCUGCUGAGUCCUCUAUAAAGUCGACUCCGGUUCCCGAGUGGUUUUCACUCAAUACGAGCUCGUGGGCUCAAUAUUGCGCCACGGCCAACUUGGAUGGUGGGAAUAUUCACAAUUAUGUGGAUUUUUCCGGGCGGCCAACCCAGUUGGGUUAAACUUGAUAUUGC
Mycena citricolor is the source of this 1245-nucleotide messenger RNA. NCBI's taxonomy places the organism in Eukaryota, Fungi, Basidiomycota, Agaricomycetes, Agaricales, Mycenaceae. The record is from the annotation of a GenBank genome assembly.